This is a messenger RNA of Malania oleifera, 2581 nucleotides long. RefSeq names its product BRASSINOSTEROID INSENSITIVE 1-associated receptor kinase 1-like. The record is from RefSeq and is a predicted model, not a curated record. Lineage: Eukaryota; Viridiplantae; Streptophyta; Magnoliopsida; Santalales; Ximeniaceae. Gene Ontology annotation, biological process: protein phosphorylation. The coding region runs from base 422 to 2278 and encodes 618 amino acids. The transcript is spliced from 11 exons. Gene Ontology annotation, molecular function: ATP binding; protein binding; protein kinase activity.
AAAACGUUGCGCAUUAAAGUGAAAGAGCAAUGCACGCGAGCCCGCGGGGAAGAGAGUGGGAGAGAGACUUUGACUCAGCCAUCCGACCGGGCAAAGACUUCAUCUACCGGAGACUAUGAAAUUUCUCUGCAAGGUUCCGCUGGCCCAGUAACCCUCAUGAAGCCCGACCACUCGUUUUUGUGCGUGAAAACAAGAGGAAAGCUUCCUAGAAAAAAACUAUCUUCCUUGCGGAAUUGAGAGAAAAUUUGCUAGAAAUUGAUGGCGCCGCUUUUUUUUCCUAGGAAAGUAGCUCGAGAGAUUUUUGACUUGAAUUGAUGAGAAUUGGGGCUUUUGUGUGUCGAGUGCUCGAGUUGAAUUUUAUCCCAUGCGAGACGAAGGUCGAUGAAACACGCAGUUUUUUAGCAGGAGAGGAAGGACAGAAAUGAAGCGAGCGAGCUCGGCAGUCUCAUCUUCGGCGACUCUGUACUUAAUUUUGCUGUUUUAUCUUUUUUCCAGGGUGUCCGGUAAUGCCGAAGGUGAUGCAUUGAAUGCUUUGAAGACUAACUUGGCUGAUCCAAACAAUGUUCUGCAAAGUUGGGAUCCUACCCUUGUUAAUCCUUGCACAUGGUUCCAUGUUACGUGCAACAAUGAAAAUAGUGUGACAAGAGUUGAUCUUGGAAAUGCAAAUUUAUCUGGUCAACUGGUUCAACAACUUGGUCAACUUCCAAAUUUGCAGUACUUGGAACUUUAUAGUAAUAACAUAAGUGGAAGCAUUCCUGAUGAACUUGGGAAUUUGGUGAACUUGGUCAGCUUGGAUCUUUACUCAAACAAUUUAAAUGGUCCCAUUCCAGGCACAUUGAGCAAGCUUAACAAACUACGGUUCCUGCGACUCAACAACAACAGCUUGACGGGAAAUAUUCCUAUGUCGUUAACUACUGUUGGAUCACUGCAAGUUCUGGAUCUAUCAAAUAACGGUCUGACAGGAACUAUUCCAGUCAAUGGCUCCUUUUCUUUGUUCACUCCCAUCAGUUUUUCUAAUAAUACUGGUCUUAAACCUGCAUCUACUCCACCUCCGCCUAUUACUCCUUCACCACAAGCGCGUUCUUCAGGGAACAAUGUCACUGGAGCAAUUGCAGGAGUUGUUGCUUCUGGUGCUGCUCUAUUAUUUGCUGCCCCUGCAAUUGCACUUGCUUUGUGGAGACGAAGGAAGCCACAGGAUCAUUUCUUUGAUGUGCCUGCUGAAGAGGAUCCAGAAGUUCAUCUAGGACAGCUGAAAAGAUUUUCUUUGCGUGAGCUUCAAGUUGCAACAGAUUAUUUUAGCAAUAGAAACAUCCUGGGCAGAGGGGGAUUUGGUAAGGUUUACAAAGGGCGCUUAGCUGAUGGUUCCUUAGUGGCAGUAAAAAGGCUAAAAGAGGAGCGUACUCAGGGGGGUGAACUGCAGUUCCAAACAGAAGUAGAGAUGAUCAGCAUGGCUGUGCACCGGAAUCUUCUUCGACUACAAGGCUUUUGCAUGACACCAACAGAACGCUUGCUUGUCUAUCCCUUUAUGGUUAACGGAAGUGUUGCAUCAUGCUUAAGAGAGCGUCUCGACACACAACCUCCACUAGAUUGGAAAAUACGGAAACAUAUUGCUUUGGGAUCUGCCAGGGGGCUUGCUUAUUUGCAUGAUCACUGUGACCCUAAGAUUAUUCAUCGUGAUGUGAAAGCUGCAAAUAUACUGUUGGAUGAGGAGUUCGAAGCAGUUGUUGGAGAUUUUGGGCUGGCUAAACUUAUGGACUACAAGGAUACUCAUGUGACCACUGCUGUGCGUGGAACAAUUGGGCAUAUUGCCCCCGAGUACCUGUCCACAGGGAAGUCUUCAGAAAAGACUGACGUUUUUGGGUAUGGGGUCAUGCUACUUGAGCUCAUCACUGGGCAGAGGGCUUUUGAUCUUGCUCGGCUUGCAAAUGAUGAUGACGUCAUGCUGCUUGAUUGGGUGAAGGGACUUCUAAAAGCGAAGAAGUUGGAAACGCUUGUUGAUUCUGAUAUGCAGGGUAAUUAUGUUGAGGAAGAGGUUGAGCAGCUGAUCCAGGUUGCUCUACUUUGCACAUUAGGCUCCCCGAUGGAAAGGCCCAAGAUGUCAGAGGUGGUAAGAAUGCUGGAAGGUGAUGGCUUGGCGGAGAGGUGGGAAGAGUGGCAGAAGGAGGAAAUGUUCCGUCAGGAAUUCUAUCAUAUCCAUCCUCAUCACCACCCUAAUACUGAUUGGAUUGUCGAUUCCACAAGCAACCUCCGCCCUGAUGAAUUGUCUGGUCCUAGGUGAUCCUUUCAGCCUAAAAUACUUUGGAAAUGCCUUCACUGUAAUUUGGGGAAGCCAGAUUUUCCACGCCUUUUGUGCAUAUGAUUUGGUGCAAAUGAUUUUCCAUCUGUAUCUUAAUGUUGUUGUUAUUCUUUUAUGUUUUCCUUUUCUCAUAUAAAUCAUUAUUUAUAUAUAUUUUAUAGUCAGAUGAUUCUGUAAUUUAUAGUCUUGCGAUUAGCUAAUUAGAGCGAUAAAUGAAAAAUUGAACAUGGAAGGGUUAUUUUUUAUGCAUUCAAACUUAUAAAAAUAAAUAUGUUUCUUUGUUUA